Molecule: messenger RNA, 4266 nt
Organism: Beta vulgaris subsp. vulgaris (sugar beet)
Lineage: Eukaryota; Viridiplantae; Streptophyta; Magnoliopsida; Caryophyllales; Amaranthaceae
Exons: 28
Coding region: 250-4098 (1282 amino acids)
Biological process (GO): endoplasmic reticulum to Golgi vesicle-mediated transport; protein localization to phagophore assembly site
Cellular component (GO): TRAPPIII protein complex; phagophore assembly site; cytoplasmic vesicle
Molecular function (GO): protein binding
Source: RefSeq, a predicted model, not a curated record
CUUUGCCAACAAUUAACAUGAUGGAUUGAUGGUAGUACUUCCAAGUUCCGGGCAUCCGGGCACUUCAAAGUUCAAAGUUCAAAGCUGAGCUCCCCCGUUGAAUCUUGAUGCAAAACUUCCUUCGUCUUUGCAACACAAAACCACAUCAAAAUCACUCAUACUACUAUCUUCUCAUCUCUAUUCUCGCUCCUUUUCCCAACAUCUGCAAUUCCAAUCAUCACAGAUUUGAAGCUUUGAGGAGAGAGAGAAAUGGCGGAUCCCGCGAAUACAGCGCUUGGAAAGAUGUUAAUGGAGCACAUAACUCCCGUAGUUAUGGUGCUUUCUACUCCUCAUGUUGAAGAGAGCUGUCAGAAGAAUGGUCUUAGCUUCGUUGAUCUUCUCUCUCCGUUCUCCGAUUUCGACAACAUUGAUGUGCCUGUACGAACAGCAAGUGAUCAGCCAUACAGGAUUAAGAAGUUCAAGUUGCGAUUAUUCAACACAUUUGAUAUUCAGAAGCCAGAACUUGAGACAGCAAAAACAAGGCUGAAUAAAGUUGUUACUGAAGCUGGGGAAAAGGAUGAUUACCAAAAUAUUCCAGAGCUACAUAAGAAUGAAAAUACUCUCUCAAUUACAGAGUCAGAAUCGUUGCCAUCAUGGUUCCAGAUAUUUAAUCAAGAGCUUAUACAAGCCUCAUCGUUUUCUGAUCAUGAAGCGUUUGACCAUCCUGUUGCUUGUCUUUUGGUUGUUUCAUCGCAGGAUGAUAUGCCAAUCAAUAAAUUUGUUGACCUUUGCAACCCAAAUAAGUUGCCCUCACUUCUGAAUGAUGGUACAAUGGACCCGAAGAUUCUCAAACACUAUGUAGUAUUGCAUGAUAAUCAAGACGGUUCUUCAGAGAAGGCAUCAAAGAUUUUGUCAGAGAUGAAAAACACGUUUGGAUCAAAUGAAUGUCAAUUGCUGUGCAUUAACUCUACACAGGAUGGAUCAGUAGAAAAUCAAGUUAACCCAUGGUCAUUUUGUAAAUCAAUCAAGGAACAUUUCCUUAAUACUGAUGAUGUUGAUCAGAUAAUGGCCCUCAUGCAAGAUUUAACUACUAAACACAUAAUUCCACACAUGGAGCAAAAAAUACGAGCCUUAAAUCAGCAGGUUUCUGCUACAAGGAAAGGUUUCAGGAACCAAAUAAAAAAUUUGUGGUGGAGAAAAGGGAAGGAAGAUAUACCAGAUACCCCAGAUGGUCCAGCGUAUACUUUCAGCUCCACUGAAUCACAAAUCAGAGUGUUGGGUGAUUAUGCCUUCAUGCUCCGAGACUAUGAUCUUGCCUUGUCAAAUUACCGGCUUAUUUCCACGGAUUAUAAGCUUGACAAAGCUUGGAAACGUUAUGCUGGCGCGCAGGAAAUGAUUGCAUUGUCAUACUUUAUGCUGGACCAAGCAAGAAAGGAAGCUGAGUACUGCAUGGAAAGUGCUUUUGCUACUUACUCAAAACUUGUGCUGCGAGGCGAGCAUAAUGCCAUUCGUUGUGGGCUUUGGUGGGCUGAAAUGCUGAAAGCAAGGGAUCAGUACAAGCAAGCAGCCAGUGUUUACUUCCGUGUUUCUGGUGAGGAACCAUUGCAGUCAGCAGUAAUGCUCGAGCAAGCAUCUUAUUGCUACUUGUUUUCAGUGCCACAAAUGUUACGGAAGUAUGGAUUUCACCUCAUUCUUUCUGGUGAUUCAUAUAAAAAGUGUGAUCAGAUGAAGCAUGCUAUUCGGAUGUACAAAACUGCUCUUUCCGUAUUCAGGGGGACUUCCUGGGGUCUAAUUAGAGAUCACAUACAUUUCCAACUUGGCAAGUGGUUUGCUCUACUUGGAAUGUCUGAUGUUGCAAUUGAGCAUAUGCUUGAAAUUCUGGCCUGUACCCAUCAAUCGAAGGCCGCACAGGAGCUAUUCCUAGGAGAUUUUAUACAACUUGUACAGAAAACUGGAAAAACAUUCGAGGUUUGCAGACUGCGUUUGCCUGUUGUCAAAGUCCCUUCACUCAGAGUUGUCUUUGAAGACCAACGAACAUAUGCUUCACCUGCUGCUGUUGGUGUAAGAGAGAGCAUAUGGAAGUCUUUGGAGGAAGACAUGAUUCCAUCAUUGUCGACUGCCAAAUCUAACUGGUUGGAAUUACAUACAAAGCUUGUGCCGAAGAAAUGCAAGCAAUCAAACAUUUGCGUAGCUGGAGAGGCGAUAAAGAUUGACAUAGGGUUCAAAAACCCACUUCAAAUUCCAAUUUCAAUCUCAAAUGUUUCUCUGAUAUGCAAAUACUUCGCUACAAGUGACGAAAUGGAAAGAAAUGAUAUUGGGUGUUCCACAAAUUUACAAAAUGACGAACAGCUUAGAAAAUUAAUUGCUGGACGUGAUGAAAACACAGACAAAGAUCUCUUCACAUUGUCUGAAGUUGACUUUUCUCUCAAUGGGGGUGAAACGCUACUUGUACAUUUGACUGUUACCCCUAAGGUCGAAGGGAUGCUGAAGUUGGUUGGGGUUAGGUGGAAAUUGUCUGGUUCUGUUGUUGGAUUUCAAAUUUUUGGGACUGAUCAAGAGAAGAAGAAGAUUGUGAAUAGGACGAAAGCUAAGCAAUCUUAUGGUAUGGAACUGACAUUCUUGGUUAUAAAGCCUCUGCCGAGGCUUGAAGGUUCCAUUCGACCCCUGCCUAAAAAAUCAUAUCUUGGGGAGUUGCAGCGUCUUGUUUUGGAAUUGAAUAACCACUCUAAUGUUCCUGUGAAGAAUCUGAAAGUGAAGAUCAGUCAUCCCAGAUUUCUUGCUCUUGGAAGUGAGGAAGCUUUGACUUUGGAGUUUCCUGCUUGUCUUCUGAAAGAUAAUUCUGAAAAGCAUGGUCAUGCAAAUCGGAGUGAUGAAAUGGCUUCCAUUUUCCAAUUCCCUGAGGAAUUUGUUAUUCAAGGAGAAGAACCACUCUUGUGGCCUAUUUGGUUUAGAGCUGCUUUACCAGGAACGAUUUCCUUGCACAUGACAAUUUAUUAUGAGAUGGGUGAUGUAUUAAGCAUCAUGCGAUAUCGGACCCUUCGUAUGUGUCAUAUUUUCGAGGUCUUGCCAUCGCUGGAUGUGUCUUUCCAAGUCAGCCGUUGCCCAUCAAGAUUGCGGGAAUUUCUUGUGCACAUGGAUGUUGUAAACAAGACUAGUUCACAGAGUUUCGAGAUUCAUCAGCUGUCAUGUUUAGGAGAUGAGUGGGACAUCACAAUGCUCAAACCUGUGAACAUCCCUUCUCCUUUAAUGGCAGGCCAAGCAUUGUCUUGCUUUUUUAAGCUUCAGAAUGGCAAGAAAGCAACCAUUUCAGAAGAUGAAGUCAUUUCUCAUUGUGGUAGCAGAGGAAGCCAUGUAAGGUUGGGUGCUCAGGUUCAAAAUGAAGAUGUGUUCGAUACAUCUUGCUCACCUAUAGCUGAGUUUCAUCGUCAUGAAAGAGCGCAUGAAGAAAAAGUUAAGCAGCAGAAAUAUGCAGAAACGGUGGACUUUGUCUUAUGGUCUCAUCCUCAUAAUAGUUAUACGAGUACCGAGUCUGCAGAUUGUUCUCGCCUUUUCUCUCAUCAUGCUUGCCUUUGCAGUGUUGCAAGUAAUGGUCCUCUUUGUUGGAUGAUGAAUGGGCCCAGAAUGAUUCACCAUGAUUUUGAUACGUCUUUCUGUGAAAUAAAUUUGAGGAUAAGUAUCUACAACUCUCUCAAUAAUGCAGUGUCUGUGCAUAUUGAUCCAAAUGAUUCUGGCCCAAGCACCAGCCAAUCAAGUAGUUCUGCUGGAGUUUCUUCUGAAAACCGAGCUGGAUGGCAUGAUGUUAACUUGGCUGGUGAAGCUAAAGUCACCUCCACUUCCCCCGAAAACACUAAACCUGGCCACCAAAAGCCAGGAGAGAGUGUAUCCCCGUUUAUUUGGUGUGGAUCAAGUUCAACCAGAGUUAAAUUGGCACCACUGUCCAUGACUGAAGUUCCUAUUCAGAUUUGCGUAUUUGCACCUGGCACUUAUGAUAUAUCCAAUUAUCAAUUGCGCUGGGAAUUGUUGCAAUCCGAUGGCGAAGCUUAUAAAGCAGACUUAAAGCAGUCUUCUGGGAUCUAUCCAGGGCAAUCCUUCUAUCUCACUGUGCUGCAGUUGACAUAAAUGAUAUGCGAGAACACUAUUUUGCUUCAAUGAUUUCUUAAGUGAAGUACUCUUUGGCUUGUUAAUCUAUUCAUUGGUAUAAAAUUGGGAAUAGGAAUUCUUAAAGGCAAAUGAUUUUAUUUAUAUAAUCUCAGGCUCGCAUUCUUUUUGGGUGAGCUCAUGUUUUAA